ACACACAAUUGUAUUUUAAACAAAUGUACAAUUGCACAUUGCAAAGUUAAAAUUUUUUCCUAUUAUUAGUGGGAAUUAUGUGCUUCCUUUUAAUAAGUCUACAGAUGAUUUUUUUUAAGUAAAUAGAUUAGAACAGAUUUUCGAACAAAUUUUAGAAGAGAAUUCCACGAAGAAACUGUAUACAUCGUAAUAAGAAGAUUGUUAGAUAAUCCCAGUCAAAUUGAUGGUACACUAGUUAUGUUUAAAUAGACAAGAGCUAUAAAACGAGAGCUAUAUGAAACGGAGUGUAAGCAGUUGAAAUAAAUGAACUUGAGGUUCCAUAGGACAAGUUCGAUGAACGUAGAUAAUUUUACCACUGUUGUUAUCAUUGUCAUCCUCGUCACCGUCACCACCACCACCACCAUCACCACAGCUUAAAUUUCUUUGCCGUACAACAUUUAUACAGCCUUUGUACCCUUCGCUCAGAGGGGAUAGCCUAAGUAUAGACCCGGCGAGACUCUGGCCGAGUUCAGUGUGAAACCAUCAUCCUCUAGGACCACUUUCUUCGCGCCGGACGUGCUUUCCGCGUGGAAGUUUCGUCGUGUUUCAGCCGGCGAGAAAAGCUUCGACGUGCGAUUCGGAGGGACAUUUCCGUCUCUACGAUCUCUUGUGCUCAAGAACUUUUUACAUCUCUCGCGAAGAAAAUUGUAGAGAGGGAAACUGAGGGAGAAGAGAUUAUCGCGAUGGCGUACAGCUGGGAUAAUCGCGUUAAUUUCAUAGUGAAAUUUCUGUAUGAUAUUGAUAACAACGGAUAUUUGGAUAAGCACGACUUCGAGUGCAUGGCAUUAAGAAUGACGCUGAUCGAAGGCAAAGGCGAGUUCAGUUACAGUCGGUACCAAGAAAAUCUUCACAUCAUGCUCUCUUUGUGGGAGGAAAUAGCCGAUCUGGCAGAUUUUGAUAAGGAUGGGGUUGUAACGAUAGAAGAGUUUAAAAGGGCUGUGCAAAAUAGUUGUGUUGGUCGUUCUUAUAAUGAUUUUCCUCAAGCUAUGAAGAUGUUCAUCGAUAGUCACUUUAAAAUACUCGACAUGAAUGAGGAUGGCGUAAUUGGUGCCGAAGAAUUUCGAUAUGAUUGUGUUUCAAGAAUUGCUGUGGAUAACGUAGAUGUCCUUGAUAAAGCUUAUCAAAGUCUUUUAAAUGACGAUGACAGAAGACGCGGUGGAUUGACUUUAUCACGCUAUCAAGAAUUAUACGCGCAAUUUCUCGGUAAUCCCGACGACAAUUGUCCAGCAAUUUAUCUCUUUGGACCAAUAGGACAAGAGUCAUAACUGAAAUACAUUUCGAAGCGAUAUAAAUCUUUAUAUCCUUAUGUACAAAGAGAUGCACAAGCAUGCACAAAUGUAUUUAUAUUAAUUCUUAUAAUAAAUCAGAUAUUUUAUUGUAAUAAAAAAAUUUUUGUAUACCAAAUUUCACGUAUGGUAAAAAAUAAGACUUUAAUAGUAAAUCCUUUUUUUCGUAAUAUUGCAUAUUAAACACUAUUUUUCUAUUAUCAAGUAUCCUAUCAUUCUUAACAGCAAUAUACAGUAUUGUUAAAAAUUCAGAAUAAUUUUCAAGAAAAAUAUAUAACGAGCAAAUCAUCUCUUUUUAGAGUGUAAUUUCAUUUCUUGAGAAAACUGCUAUGUGUUGAUAAAUAAUUAUGUAGUUUUAAAAAUAAUUUACGUAUGUGUGUAAAAUAAUACAUGUAUAACUUAUAUGUAUAUGUAUAAGUAUAGUACAAAUUACUAUAAAUAGUAUAUAUUACGGAUUUUUUGAAAUGAAUGAAAUAAUAUAACGCAAUUGUAUAGUACAAACAGGAGAAAAUUUAUUUGUAUUUACGUGACAACACAGUACGCUUUGUAUGCUACUUGAGAUGCUUCUCUGAGUUUUCUUUUUUUUUAUUCCAUCACAUCAUUUUAAUUUGACGUUAUAUACUUUCUCAUUUCCGCACAAUACUUCAUAUUUACAUCAAAGCUUCUAUUGAUAUGCAUUUUGUCAUAUACAAGGUGCAGUAUAAAUCGAAAAUCAUUUAUGAGUAGUAUUCGAGCGGACCAACAUACAUUAAAUUUAACGAAGUUUCGCUUCAUACAUAUAUCGAACACACGCAUACGUCUGCCAAAUACACAAACCUGUACAUUUUACGACAUAUUUUUAUAUGUAUGAUUUAUAACAUUUAUUACCGUCUUUUUUUUCAAGUUUUACACAUUCAUCUGCAUGCGCAAGUACAUAUAUCGUAAUAACAACUUGAGAAGUAUUAACAACUUUGUAUUUAGCGAGUUCCUUCCUUUUGUAAUUGUAUGUACUGUUUGAGUAUAAAAGUUUCAUUCUAUAAAACGUUCAAAUUUGUGACGAAAAUGAAUUUUGUUCUUUCAAACGAGAAAUAAGCAUCAAGCAUGUUCAAAAACACAUUGAUGUUAAUGAUUAAUUCACCUGCUAGUUUUUGUUAUAUUGUACAAAACAAAAGACACUGUUGCAAAAUUUGUUACAUGUAUUGAGCAAAAGCGUCAUACUUCAUAAAGAACUUACACUGACAAAGCGCACUAAAAAAUAAAGUUGGCAAAUCUAUCCCGCACUGGGAACCUAGUAAUUAAUUGAAUGUAAACUAUCCCAUUCUUUUCUAUUCGACAAAAAUCUUAUGUAAUCCUAAAUAUUUGGCUAAAUCAUAAUAAAUUCAUGCCUAAGCAAUCAACCAAUGAUCAAAAUCACAGCAUUCUUGUUGAAAAAAUAGAAUGUUUUAGUUUAAACUUAGUGGGAUUGCAAAGCUUAUCAAAGAAAAUGUAUUUGAAUAUCUACUUUGCGAUUCCCUCAAUUAGUUUUAAAUUUUUAAUACAACAAGCAUAUUUUGAACUGGUCAAUUGCUAGGAUUCAUAAAAAGAUUCACAUUUUGUUCCUUUGAGGUUUUUGCUUACUAAGGAUCACAAAAUAAUUUCUGUAUGUAUAACUAUAAUGUACAUAAUUAAAUUAUUAAAAAUAGUAAUUGAGCCUUUU
This is a messenger RNA of Solenopsis invicta (red fire ant), 3000 nucleotides long. It is a transcript of the gene Scp1, whose product is annotated as sarcoplasmic calcium-binding protein 1. Gene Ontology annotation, molecular function: calcium ion binding. The transcript is spliced from 5 exons. The coding region runs from base 723 to 1304 and encodes 193 amino acids. NCBI's taxonomy places the organism in Eukaryota, Metazoa, Arthropoda, Insecta, Hymenoptera, Formicidae. The record is from RefSeq and is a predicted model, not a curated record.